AUGUUCUCCUCGCGUCACCCCGAAGACCGGUUCCGGCUGCGCAUGCACCGCGCUCGCUCCGUCGACCUCACUAACGACGAGCUCGUCGAGAUCCGUGCGGCCCAGCGCACCUUUGAGGGCGCGUACAUCCGCACGUCCCUCUCGCAGUUUUCCUUCGCCCUCGUGGUCCUCAAGAUCUUCACCUCGGAGUUCUACUCGAUUGGCGCGCUCUUCGCCGCCUACGCCGUCGGUUUGCUCUUGGUUAGUGCCUAUCGCAGACAGCAAGGGAAUCGACAGUUCUUCAACGAGGUCGGAGACGACGGCCUGGGCAGGAAGAGGUUCCGGACGAGUGGGAAUGUCGUCAUUGCCCUGACCGCCCUGAGCGUGGCGGCCUACGUGAGUCUACUUGUUUUGACGCUGAAGCUGGAGACUUGA
Fonsecaea nubica is the source of this 414-nucleotide messenger RNA. RefSeq lists its product as hypothetical. Bases 1 to 414 code for a protein of 137 amino acids. NCBI's taxonomy places the organism in Eukaryota, Fungi, Ascomycota, Eurotiomycetes, Chaetothyriales, Herpotrichiellaceae. The transcript has a single exon. The record is from RefSeq and is a predicted model, not a curated record.